UCGGUUUACGGAUGCUGAGGCUCCCGGUACUCUCACUGUAAACACACUGCUCAGGUUGGGCUUUUUGUUGUUUCUUUCGGUCGGUGUGGCAGCAAAUUGUAAACGUCCAGCCGAGGAGAGAUGGCCCUGUGCUCCGAGCCUGCUACCGUCAGCUCCGCAGAGAACAGGGAGCUGAAGAAGGAGCGGAAGGUGGCCGUUAUCACCGGCAUCACCGGCCAGGAUGGAUCCUACCUGGCUGAGUUCCUGCUCGCUAAAGGCUACGAGGUUCAUGGUAUUGUGCGUCGUUCCAGCUCCUUCAACACAGGUCGCAUUGAGCAUCUUUACCAAAACCCCCAGACGCACACUGAAGGCAACAUGAAGCUGCAUUAUGGCGAUCUGACUGACAGCACGUGCCUGGUGAAGAUCAUCAACCAAGUGAAGCCUACAGAGAUCUACAACCUUGGCGCUCAGAGUCAUGUCAAGAUCUCCUUUGAGUUGGCUGAGUACACCGCUAACGUUGAUGGGGUUGGUACACUUCGUCUCUUGGACGCCAUAAAGACGUGUGGUCUGACCAACAGCGUGAAAUUCUACCAGGCCUCCACCAGUGAGCUGUACGGCAAAGUUCAGGAGAUCCCUCAGACGGAAACCACGCCCUUCUACCCUCGCUCACCUUAUGGUGCCGCCAAGCUGUAUGCCUACUGGAUCGUGGUGAACUUUCGAGAGGCCUACAACAUGUUCUCUGUCAACGGGAUCCUCUUUAACCAUGAGAGCCCAAGGAGAGGUUCAAACUUUGUGACGCGUAAGAUCAGCCGCUCUGUGGCAAAGAUUCACCUCGGCCAACUGGAGAGCUUCAGCCUGGGCAACCUGGACUCCAAGAGGGACUGGGGCCACGCCAAAGACUAUGUGGAGGCUAUGUGGCUGAUGCUGCAACAGGAGGAGCCGGAGGACUUUGUCAUAGCGACGGGGGAGGUGCACAGUGUGAGGGAGUUUGUGGAGAAGGCCUUCAAACAUGUGGGGAAGACCAUUGUGUGGGUGGGGAAGGAUGAGAAGGAAGUUGGCCGUUGUCAAGAGACAGGGGUGGUACAUGUGAAGGUGGACCCCAAAUACUUCCGUCCUACUGAAGUGGACUACCUACAAGGCGACAGCACCAAAGCAUAUCAGAGGUUGGGUUGGAAGCCAAAGGUGACUUUUGAGGAGCUGGUGAAGGAGAUGGUGGAUUCGGACAUCCAGCUAAUGAAGAAAAACCCAAAUGCCUGAGUCCAUUUCAGUCCGUCCCCCCAGGACGGGAACAUUUUAACACUCCUGCGUUCUACCAGCAGAGGAAGGAACAUACUGUAUUUUUACCUUAAUGACUUUUCCAAAUGAAGUAAUUGUGUCUUUUCAUCUUUGUUAAGAAGGUUUGACUGAACCUUUUAUUGCCUUUGUGUCUUGUCUAUUUCCAGCAUCAUGCCAUUUUGAUUUUGUUUUGUUUUUACAUCGCAGAGAUGCCUUUUAUAUUUCAACACUGAUCAUUUCAUAAUUUAUACUGAUGGCAAGUUUUAAGGCUUUAUUUAUGUCUGUUUUCUUUUGAUUGUGGCUGAAUCGAUUUCU
Molecule: messenger RNA, 1569 nt
Organism: Plectropomus leopardus (leopard coralgrouper)
Lineage: Eukaryota; Metazoa; Chordata; Actinopteri; Perciformes; Serranidae
Gene: gmds
Product: GDP-mannose 4,6-dehydratase
Biological process (GO): 'de novo' GDP-L-fucose biosynthetic process
Molecular function (GO): GDP-mannose 4,6-dehydratase activity
Source: RefSeq, a predicted model, not a curated record